Molecule: messenger RNA, 568 nt
Organism: Homo sapiens (human)
Lineage: Eukaryota; Metazoa; Chordata; Mammalia; Primates; Hominidae
Gene: NAALADL2
Product: N-acetylated alpha-linked acidic dipeptidase like 2
Cellular component (GO): membrane
Source: RefSeq, marked validated
GAUGAAAGUUUUAGACAAAGCCGAUCAAACCUCACCUCUCUAUUAGUGCAGCCCAUCUCUGCACCCCUCGUUGCAAAACUGAUCUCUUCGCCAAAAGCUAGAACCAAAAAUGAAGCGUGUAGCUCUCUAGAGCUUCCAAAUAAUGAAAUAAGAGUCGUCAGCAUGCAAGUUCAGACAGUCACAAAAUUGAAAACAGUUACUAAUGUUGUUGGAUUUGUAAUGGGCUUGACAUCUCCAGACCGGUAUAUCAUAGUUGGCAGCCAUCAUCACACUGCACACAGUUAUAAUGGACAAGAAUGGGCCAGUAGUACUGCAAUAAUCACAGCGUUUAUCCGUGCCUUGAUGUCAAAAGUUAAGAGAGGGUGGAGACCAGACCGAACUAUUGUUUUCUGUUCUUGGGGAGGAACAGCUUUUGGCAAUAUUGGCUCAUAUGAAUGGGGAGAGGAUUUCAAGAAGGUUCUUCAGAAAAAUGUUGUGGCUUAUAUUAGCCUCCACAGUCCCAUAAGGGGGAACUCUAGUCUGUAUCCUGUAGCAUCACCAUCUCUUCAGCAACUGGUAGUAGAGGUAA